Messenger RNA from Morus notabilis, 4413 nucleotides. Its product is annotated as myosin-11. The coding region runs from base 1 to 4248 and encodes 1415 amino acids. The transcript has 9 exons. The record is from RefSeq and is a predicted model, not a curated record. NCBI's taxonomy places the organism in Eukaryota, Viridiplantae, Streptophyta, Magnoliopsida, Rosales, Moraceae.
AUGUUGAGGUUACAUAGGCACAGGCAGGCAGCUAAAUCAGGAGACAAACUUGAUUUCAAAUUCUCCAGCUUUAAGGCCCUUCAGGUGCCCAAAGGAUGGGACAAGUUGGUUGUGUCUGUUGUCUCUGUAGAAACUGGGAAAACCAUUGCAAAGACGAGCAAAGCGGCCGUGCACAAUGGAAAUUGUCAAUGGAGCGAGACUUUGUCAGAGUCGAUUCGCGUUUCGCAAGACGGUUCUUCAAAAGAAAUGGAGGAUUGCCCUUUCAAGCUUAUUGUUUUCAUGGGAUCGGCUAGAUCUGGCAUCCUUGGAGACGCUACAGUUAAUAUGACAGAUUAUAUGAGUACAAGUGCUUCUGUUCCUGUCUCACUGUCCUUAAAAAAGUGCAGUUAUGGAACAACUUUACAAGUAAAAAUUCAGUGUGUAACACCAAGAACAAACUCCAGGGAUGAAGAUUCAAAAGAGAGAAACUAUGAUUUAGAGAAGCCUAAUGGAAACUCUCAUGAUAUAGACACGAAGUCAGAUGGAUCGGUGUCUGAUAGUACAGUUGCCAGGAGUCUUGGAUCUUCUGCCGCUAAAGAUUUCCGCUUGAUCUCAAAUCCAGGAGAACCUGGGAGUAGAGAAACAAGUUUUUCUUUAUCAGAGUCGCAUAAAAGCUAUGACACUGAAGGUUCGGAAGAUGUAUCUGUUGGGGACCAUAGUGGUGAUGUGCACAGCCUAGUUAGGCGAGCUGAUUCAAUCGGCUCUGAAAAUAGUGUCACCCUUUCGAAGCCUGCAUCAUUUAAUUCACAGAUGAAUAUCUCCGAGAAUUCUAGGCAGGAGUUUCCAGCAUCUUCUUUAACAACCACAAGUUCCGCUAAAAACUUCCGAGACACUGCAGAAGGUACGAUUGAGGAGCUGCGUGCAGAAGCUAAGAUGUGGGAGAGGAAUGCCAGGAAGCUAAUGCUGGAUUUGGACAUACUGAGGGGAGAAUUUUCUGAUCAGUCAAAAGUUCAGGAAAAUUUGAAUUUGGAGCUCCUAGCAGCCUACGACGAACGUGACGAUUUGAAGAAGGAAGUUGAACAGUUAAGAUUUUCCUUAGAAAAGUCGAUGGUGAAACAAACAUCCUCAGGGAAUUUAACUUCUCUAGGAGAAGAUCUUCCCCUUAUCGAAAAGGAGUUGAAAGAUGAACUGAAGUUUCAAAAGGAAUCGAAUGCCAAUCUCGCCCUGCAGUUGAAGAAAACUCAAGAGUCAAAUAUUGAGCUUGUUUCUGUUCUUCAGGAGCUGGAAGAGACAAUUGACAAGCAGAAAACAGAAAUAGAAGAUCUUCUAGCACUACAAUCGAAAGUCGGUGAUAUGGGGGAAAUCACAGAUGUCAAUGUAGAGGAAAAUAAGAGAUUAACAGACCAGAUCCAAAAGAUGCAGGAGGUAGAGAAGAAUUUGAACAUCGAAGUGAAACAGCUCGAACAGGCGUUGGAGGAGAAAAACCAAGAGAUAGAGAAGGCAGAGAGUCUCAACAGUCAAACCCUUUUGGAUCUUGAGACAGAAUUUAAGAGUAAGUUACUAGAUAAAGAAGAACAAAUUGUUAAUCUAAAAGCAAAAUUAUUAGGGUCUCUCAGUAUCACAUAUUCUGCUGAAAUGGGCUCCACAAAUGGCAGUGAUGUAAAUUUGAUGAAUGAGAUUGAAGAAUUGAAGGAAAAGGUGCAGGAGCUCGAGAGGGACUGCAAUGAGUUGACCGAAGAAAACCUCGAACUCUUGUUCAAGCUCAAGGAAUCAAAGAAAGGCGCGAUGAGGAGUAAUGCUCAUUUUGAGUCUCCGCACAGUGAGGUUUCAACUAACACUUUAACCAGCUUUGAGUUCCAACUGAGUGGACAGAAAUUCCGAACAAAUGAUGCUGAACUGAGUGUGAAAGCAAAUGAUGAUAAUGCUUCGGUUCAACGACUUCAGAGCUUGAAAAUGGAACCAGAAGCUAGAUUGGCGGAGAUGGAUAACGAUUUGCCCGAAAAAAGGUCUGAAGUGGAAAAACUUCAUAUUGACUUGCUGUCUAAGGAAGAGGAGAUUUCGGUUCUUAGGAAGAGUCAAAGUGAACUAGAGGCUAAGGUUUCUGAUCUUCAAAGGGACAAAACUCAACUUCAAGAACACAUGGAAGUUGUGCUACAAGAAAGUGAGAUAACCUCCAAGUGUUUGAAUGACUUGCGAAACGAUUUGGCAGUGCUUACCAGCAGUAUGGACCCCCAUAUCUCUGCCAACAAGUUACUUGAAAGAAAAUCUUCGGAGCUAGAAACUGGUAAUCGAGAACUCGAGCUUCAUGUGUCAGAGCUUGAAGGAGAAAAUGCGAAGUUAUCAGAGCUCGUAGCUAGUCUGGAAGAUGAAUUAAGAUGUUUGACAAGUGAGCAAGAGUCCAGUCAAUUGGAACUAGAGAAGUCCAAAUCUCAUUCUAUGACUCUCCAGGAUGAGAUUAAUAGAUUAAGAAUUGAGAUGGCAUCUGAAAAAGAAACUGCGAAACAAAAAUUGGAGAACAUGGAAGAUCAGUUGUUAGAAGUUCAAGAAGAAUGUGAAUAUCUGAGAAGGGCAAAUCCAAAGUUGCAGUCUACUGUUGAAAGCCUUCUUGAAGAGUGCAAUUCUCUUCAGAAAUCGAAAGAAGAAUUGAGUAAUGAAAAGCUGGAGUUGCAUAACCGCUGUUCCCUCUUGGAGGCGAAGUUGGAGGAAUCACAUUUAAGUUUCACAGAUUGCUCCAAAAGAGUUGAUGAAUUAGAACAAUGUCUGUCUUCAGUGCUUGCAGAAUUUGCUUCGAAAGAGAAGUGCUUUGCUUCAGAAAUAGUUGCUCUUGUUGACGAAAACUUGAGACAUAAAGAGAAAUUUAAUCAGGAAGAGAACUUGUUGAAUCAGAUGUAUAUGGAGAAAGCAGUCGAAGUAGAGAAUCUUCAGCAAGAGGUAGAACUUCUGAUAAAUAAACUUUCAGCGAAACAUGAGGAAAAUGAAAGAAUCUCUUCUGAUGCCAUGGAGGAACUAUCCAGAUUACGCGCAGAUAACACGAAACUGGAUGCAGACCUUCAACAAGCUCGAUCUAAAAUUAAGAAAACCGAGGAUGAGCUCAGAAUCAAGCAAAAAGAUUAUGAAGUGAAGUUAAAAAGCCUCUCCAGUGAACUUGCUGCUUCCAAUCAAGACCAUGAAAAACUCUCAAAGUUGUCGGAGAACUAUAAAUCUGGUGAAGCAAAACUGAAGAGCGUUGUAAAUGAUCUUGAAAUAAGGCUCAGAGCUCUUGAAUCUGAACGGCGAGAACUGGUUGAAGAAUCUGCCCAUCUAAAGGUUCAGUUGCAGAAAUUAGCUCAUCUUGAGGCUGAGAUUUUAGCUUUUAAGAACGAGCUUGAUGAAACCAAGAUUGAGAAAGAGAAACUUGAAGUGUCUGUGCUCGCAAGAUCCAACGAAUGCGAAGAUUUGAAGGCAGAGAAGAAUGAACUUGUUGAGAAUGUAUCAUUUUUGAAGAUGUCCGUGUCUGAAUUGGAGGACUGCAAAAGUGAAAAAAUGGCCUUGGAGGAAAGAGAUGCUGAGCUGAAGAAAGAACUGAAUCAGAUUAGAAGAGAAAACAAUCAGUACCAGCAGAAGAUACAGCAACUUCAGGAGGAAAGAGAUAAGAGACAAAGAAGAUCUCCAGCCCUUGAAGAAGAACUGAAACUUGUCAAAGAGGAGAGGCAUCAUAAUCCAAGGGAGUACAGCGGUCGAAAGUCUCCGAACUUUUCCAAGACCAAUACCAAAGUCAAUCCUGUCCAUGAAACUUCAAAGAUCUCAAAAAAUGAAAUGGCAAAGAGCGGGAGAGAACAUCGCGACACCAGAAGGAAUGGAAUGGUACAAGAAGUUGGGCGAGAUUCUCACCGCACACAAAGUCAAAGAGAGAACGGUAGUGGAUAUGAAUUUCCUGAUGGAAGUCCACGGGAAAAUGGAGCUGACACUGGCUCAAAGAUUCAGUUGCUUGAGGACCAACUUGCCAAGGCUUUGGAAGAAAAUAACAAAUACAAAGUUCAGCUUAAUAAGCUUGUGUCUGAGGGCCGAAAAGGCCUGGUGGCGGAUGCUAGUAGGAAAUCUAGACUGGAAGGUGAAGUGGUGUCCAAAGAGAAAUAUGAAAUGACAAAGUCAUCUCUGGAGGCAGAACUAAGGGACAUUCUCGAGCGCUACUCGAACAUGAGCCUCAAAUACGCUCAAGCAGAAGCUCAGCGCGAGGAACUGGUGAUGAAGCUCAAGACAACCAAGACUGGCAAGAGGUGGUUCUCGUGAAUCCAUGCUUUUACCAAUUGACUGCAAUGUCAUCUUUUAAUCUACCUAUCUCAGGUAGUCUCUCUCUCUUUUUUUUUUUUUUUCUUCAUGAAUCUGCAAAGAUACCACAGUUUUCCUUCAUGUCCAAAUAUUCAAUUUUUUGAAUAAUAGUAUAGGUAUAUAUAC